AUGGCCCGGAUGGCGAUGACGUCGCCCGCCGGCGAGAACAACCACAUGCGCCCGUCCACGCCGCCGAAGUCCGGCCCGGCAGAGCCGGCGGCCAACUUCGACUCGCUCAACGUCGCGCUCAAGCACCACGUGCCCAUCAGCACGUGUUGCAGCGGCGUGUACGGCAGCGACAUCUGGGGCUACACGUCGGCGGCCACCGGCAAGGAGUGGGCGCUCAUGUGCUACAUGACGGGCUUGAGCGCCGUCGACGUGCAGACGGCCGCCGUGGUCACCGCUCCGAGCUUCACGUCGCCGAGCAGCUCGUGGAAGGACGUCAAGGUCUUCGGCCAUCACGCGUACUAUGUCACCGAGGCGUUGGACCAGCCGGGCAUCGUCGUCUUCGACCUCUCGGGCCUGGACUCCGACCCACCGUCCAUCUCCGUCGGCCCCGCGGCCAUUGACAACGGCGGCGGGCCCGAAUCGAGCCACAACGUGGUGGUUGACGAGGUUAGCGGCUACCUGUACCGCGUCGGCGGCUGGAAUGACAACAAGAACGUGCGCAUGUACGACCUGAACGCCAACCCCGCCGCGCCGCAAUACAUUGGCAAGUUUGGGGAAGGCUACGUUCACGACGGACAGGUGACCACGUUCGCGUCGGGGCCGUACGCCGGCAAGCAGAUCUUCUUCGCGGCUAGAGCUCUAUUAUGGGGAUGGGGGGCGCGGCUGCAGAUCUGGGAUGUGACCGACAAGAGCGCGAUCGCCCUGCUCGGCAACGGCACUUGGCCCGGCGCUGUGUACUCGCACAACGUGUGGGUUGACAUCGGCACGAUGCGCGCGUACGUGGGCGACGAAUUACUCUCAUACAGCUCAGGGGCGCCCACCACGAUCUUCGAGUUCAACGUCUCCGACCUGAGCAGUCCCUCAUUCCUCACUUCGUUCACCAACGGCGUCGGCGCCAUCUCGCACAACCACAUCUGCCGCAACGGCCGGUUGUACGUCGCCAACUAUGCCUCGGGCAUGCGCGUCUUCGACCUAAGCUCGCGCUCGGAGAUGGGCUACUUUGACACGUACCCCGACGGCGACGGCACGAAGAACUGGAACGGCGCGUGGGGGACCUACGUCUUCCCCGCGAGCGGCCUCGUCGUCGUGUCCGACCAGAACCGCGGCCUCUUCGUCCUCGAGGACUUGGGCAGCUCGGCACCCGUUCUCGACGCGUCGUCGCGGAUGUGCGAGGUCUCGCUCGGCAACGCCACCGAGGUGAUCGACGGCAAGGUCGAGGUCGUGCUCGGCAGCGCCACCGAGGUGAUCGACGGCAAGGUCGAGGUCUCGCUCGGCGAGGGCACCGACGUGAUCGACGGCAAGUGCGAGCUCAUCAGGCUGGGUGACUUUGACGGCGACGGUGUCUUCCGUCUUGCCGACGCGGCGUUUGUCUCCAAGGUUUGGCAAGGCAAUGAGCAGUGGCCGGUUGCGGGAGGGCGCCGCGCUCGGCGCUCGCUUGAGAGCACCAGCACAUCGGACGACGGAGUCGAUCUCCUUGCGCUCAAAGACGCUGAGCUCGAGCGCAAGGACGCGGAGCUGUUGAAGCUUCGCGCGGAGCUGUUGAAGCUUCGCGCGGAGCUGUCGAAGCUUCUCUCGAAGGUCAAGGAACUAGAGGCAGAGCACCGGGUGGUGGUCGGCUGA
Molecule: messenger RNA, 1659 nt
Organism: Emiliania huxleyi CCMP1516
Lineage: Eukaryota; Haptophyta; Isochrysidales; Noelaerhabdaceae
Exons: 2
Coding region: 1-1659 (552 amino acids)
Cellular component (GO): extracellular region
Source: RefSeq, a predicted model, not a curated record